CUCGUCAGCAUCAUCAUGCCUGAACCAGCGAAGUCUGCUCCCAAGAAGGGCUCCAAGAAAGCGGUCACUAAGACCGCCGCGAAAGGAGGAAAGAAGCGUAGAAAGUCCAGGAAGGAGAGUUACGCUAUCUACGUGUACAAAGUGCUGAAGCAGGUUCAUCCUGACACCGGCAUCUCUUCGAAGGCGAUGGGGAUCAUGAACUCUUUCGUCAACGACAUCUUCGAGCGCAUCGCCGGUGAGUCGUCUCGUCUCGCUCACUACAACAAGCGCUCCACCAUCACCUCGAGAGAGAUCCAGACCGCCGUGCGUCUGCUGCUGCCCGGAGAGCUGGCCAAACACGCCGUGUCUGAGGGCACCAAGGCCGUCACCAAGUACACCAGCUCCAAGUAGAGUGUAACCGGACUUCCACCCCAACGGCUCUUUUAAGAGCCACCCACCUUCUCCGUUAAAGAGCUUUAAGUUUUCAUGUGCCUAAACUUCACUUGCCGUAAUGUUACCCAUGACUCUUUCCGAAUGACGCCCGGUGUUGCACUUUUGAAUUUAACACCGCUCCUAAAACAAAAUGUCGGAUGAACGUUAACUUUAUAAUAAUGUGAAAUCCCGGACUUAUGCUCUCGCGAAGGCGCUCCUGUGUAGUUGUUUUGUAGUGUAAAAUGAACUUCAUUUCUGUUUCACAACAGACCUAAUAAAGCAUAGAAAAACAACUUUGAAUGACGAUAAGUUCGGAUCAAUUUAAGGAUUGGGUCGCAGUAAUUUCACAGUAGGUUCAUUUUUUUCCCUAACACGUCUAGAUCGAUCGUGAACGUUGUUCACAUUACAUACAUUAACACAACUUGUGCUAUAAAAGAUUGAUUCAAUGUUUACCCGGUUCUUCAGCCUAUGAUUAGCUCAACUCUUACCCAUAGACUUUCCAGUCCUUAUUUUGUCACGUGUCCUGACUGUAUUAGGUGGAGAAAUCAAUUUUUCUCCAAAAAUAAAAAAAUGCACACAUUAAAACAUCGGGAUUAUGACAUACUGAAUUCACCAUUACGGGAUAAAAAAAUGGAAGUUAUUAGUGAUGGGCAUUUUGGCUCUUUAUCGUGAGCUGGCUCGGUUGACUCAGCACAUAGCUCGGCUCUUUAAAAAACAAUAAUGUUAGGUGUGAAAACAAGUCUAAUUAAAUUAUCAAAUGAAAUAAUGUAUUUUUAAAGAAAUUGUGAGAAACUGUAUUGAUUUAUGAAAAAAAAAUAAUACUAUUCAACAUUUCUGAACAACAUAAUAGAACCCAUAUUAAAGAAAAAUAAAUAACUGAAAGGAUUAAACUGCUCCCUCUUUUUUGGCAUGUUAUAUAGUCAGCAUGAACUAUCUCACUAGUUAUGUUUUGUAUAACUAGCAUGAACACACACACACAAUGCUGAUCA
Carassius auratus (goldfish) is the source of this 1400-nucleotide messenger RNA. RefSeq names its product histone H2B. The coding region runs from base 16 to 390 and encodes 124 amino acids. Gene Ontology annotation, cellular component: nucleosome. Gene Ontology annotation, molecular function: structural constituent of chromatin; DNA binding; protein heterodimerization activity. The transcript has a single exon. The record is from RefSeq and is a predicted model, not a curated record. Lineage: Eukaryota; Metazoa; Chordata; Actinopteri; Cypriniformes; Cyprinidae.